Notolabrus celidotus (New Zealand spotty) is the source of this 2282-nucleotide messenger RNA. It is a transcript of the gene vti1a, whose product is annotated as vesicle transport through interaction with t-SNAREs 1A. Gene Ontology annotation, biological process: Golgi to vacuole transport; intra-Golgi vesicle-mediated transport; intracellular protein transport. NCBI's taxonomy places the organism in Eukaryota, Metazoa, Chordata, Actinopteri, Labriformes, Labridae. The record is from RefSeq and is a predicted model, not a curated record. The coding region runs from base 117 to 680 and encodes 187 amino acids. Gene Ontology annotation, cellular component: endoplasmic reticulum membrane; late endosome membrane; SNARE complex. The transcript is spliced from 8 exons. Gene Ontology annotation, molecular function: SNARE binding; SNAP receptor activity.
UCGCCGAACACAUUUCACUGCGACACAAGGAAGAGACUUCAUUCGAGCCUUGUUAUUAUUAUUCUCAGCUAACUGUCAAGUAGAAAUCCACCUGUGUUUAAAACUUAAACAUCAAGAUGUCUUCAGACUUUGAGGCCUACGAACAGGACUUUGGAACACUUACAGCAGAAAUAACGAACAAAGUUGGCAAAAUUCCCAAACUCAGUGGAGAGGAGAAGACACAGCUGGUUCUAAAUGUCGACAAACAGCUUGAAGAAGUCAGAGAGUUGAUGGAGCAGAUGGACCUGGAGGUGCGUGAGAUCCCCAUCCAGAGCCGGGCCAUGUACAACAGCAGGCUGAAGAGCUACAAGCAGGAAAUGGAGAAGCUGGAGAAAGACUUUAAAAGGUCACGUAUCGCCUACAGUGACGAAGUGCGCAACGAGCUCCUGGGGGAUGACGCCAGCUCCUCAGAGAACCAGAGAGCGCAUCUGUUGGACAACACAGAGAAGCUGGAAAGGUCAUCACGGAGACUGGAGGCCGGCUACCAGAUAGCGGUAGAAACUGAACAAGUGGGUCAGGAGAUUCUUGCCAACCUGCACAGUGACCGUGAGAAGAUCCAGAGAGCCAGAGAAAGGCUGAGAGAAACAGACGCCAACCUGGGCAAGAGCUCUCGCAUCCUUACCGGCAUGCUGAGAAGGUAAGAGGAAGGAUCAUCCAGAACCGCGUCCUGGUCUUCAUCCUUGGAGCCAUCAUCCUUCUCACCAUCAUCCUGGCCAUCUAUUUCAAUCUGCGAGGCCACUGAUCUCCCCCUCUGCACACAUAUAUACACACAUACACACAGUCGCCCCCCCCACCCCAACACAAAUACAAACACACACAGCCGUGAUUAAUAGCGACAAAAGCGUUGUUCUGCUGUAAUUAGAACAAAUGGUCCCCAUGAAUCACUGUUUCCAAAGCCUGACAGGGAGCUUUUUUUCCAUCUCUUUCUCCUCUCCUGUUUGCGUUUCUUUCUCUUUCUUUCCUUUUUUUUCUACUUCUUGUUCUUCUUCUUCUCUUUCUUUAAUUUUAUCCUCUUUCUGUCUGUCAGGCUUUUUCUUUCAUCCCCAGGGACUCGAGCAGGGGGGAGAUGUUUUUAUGAUAGUUAAUAUUAUCCAUGGUGUUGUCCUCUGUGUGGUUUUUGAGCCUAUUCUGUAUCAAAGUGAACCUAGACCUUUUUUUUAUUUUAUUAUUCUUUCUUUUUUUGCUACUCGGUACAAAUUUAGACGUGUACAUUUUUUUUUUCUCCAGUGUUGGAGGUUAGUGAAAUGUCAUACAGGAAGUGUGUGUGUGUAAAGAAAGACAGAAAAGGACAGAGUGUUUCACACAUGUGUAUUUGAGUAGCGGCCCACAUUGUUUGUUUGUUAUUAACACCAAGAGUAGACACACACUCUGUAGUAUGUAUGAGCAUCUACAACUUUAAAUGGCUCUUCUUCUUGUAGCCCCUCCACAGCACAGAGGACAGUGCCUUCAGAUGAGAUAUGCUGUUCACACUCCUGCUUUAAAAAGCUCGGCAGAGCCCGAAAUAGACGAGAGGAAGGGAGAAGACGCGUUAAGAGGUUGAGGUCAGUUCAGUCAGUCAAGUUAAAAGUUUUUGUUUGUUUCAUUAAGCAGAAAGGUUUAUUUUCAGGACAAUUGAGAUUUAAAGAAAUAAAAAACAACUCUUUUAAUAUGCUUUUAAUACAAAGGGAGACGACCCCCAACAUUACACACAGUAAAUCAAACCAUCAGAUCUGCUGUCCUGAUUUGGGAAAAUCUCAAAGCUGACUCCCACACUUCAUUCCCAUGGACUUUUAAACCUUACUCUUAUUGUUCAUAAUAAUAGAUAUGAUACUGUAUGUACUAACAUUAAGUCUACAUCAUGUAUAGUGUUUUUCUCUCAUUACAAGUGAUUCUGAUACUAUUUAUUUAUAAAUGAGUUUUCCAUUAAAGUUUCUGUGCUAGAACUGUAUAUUUGAAGAGGAAGUUGUUUUCAGAUUUAACAUUAGCAACAUGUUAUUUUUCUGAUUUGAGUUUUCAGUGAUUAGACGCCGCACCUGGACCAACUGAAACAUGUGGACUUCAAGUGUAGUGUCUUAAAUAUGUAUUUUUUUUCUUCUGUUCUUACAAAUGGAUCUAACUUCUUUUAGAACUUGUACUUUUUGUUCUAUAUUUUUCUUGUCAAGUUCUGAAGAUUGUGCAGCAGACCUUGUUUGUCUGCGUUUGUCUGUAUGCCUACUGAUGAUGUGAUACAUUUGCAGGUGUUUGAAAAAAAACAUGUGAGUUUG